Molecule: messenger RNA, 2607 nt
Organism: Psylliodes chrysocephalus
Lineage: Eukaryota; Metazoa; Arthropoda; Insecta; Coleoptera; Chrysomelidae
Source: the annotation of a GenBank genome assembly
ACAAGUAAUUAAAAUAUAAAUCUAGUUUGCUGUCAAUAACAAAAACUGUUGUUCGUUUAUUAUCUCAUCUUACCUCGAAGUGAUCAUUUACGUCAGUAGCUGCGGGCUUAAAAAAAUUUGCAGAAUAAAUGUUAGCGAAAGUAAUUUGCAAUGUUUAUGAGUCAAUAUAUUUAUCUAAAUUUUGUAGCAAGCAUAUUUCUUUAUGUUAAUGGAGACACUAUCUUAAACGAAAAGAAAAAUGGAGAGUGCAUCCUGCCGAAUCACCCUGCAAAUGGAAAAUGGAUAAUUAUUGGAGGAUCGGAUGCACAGCCAGGAUCUUCAGUGUCCUCUCUUACCGCCAUAACUUAUUUUUGUGAAGAGCCGUACAAACUAUCCAGCGACUACAGCUUGAUAACUUGUCUUGGAAACCAUUGGAAUCUUCUUCAACCUGAAUGCUUAAGUGAUGAAGAAAAGACAAACGAAGUAAAAAGAACAGCAUAUGGAGAAGUAAUAGCAACAGGAGAUAUCGUUAAUCAAAGAGGCAAACGAUAUGCAACGCCGCAAGGAGGAAGAGGAGGAGAUGGAAUUGUAAUUAAGUCAGGUAGAAGAGAGACAGUCAUUGGUCCAGGAGAAGAAGGGAGUUCGUAUUACGACGAAAGAGGGAUAGCGCGAGGUGGACAAGGAGGAACUGGAGUUAUAAGAGGCGGAUGGAAUGGAAAUGAAAGACAAACACGAGGUCAAACUUAUAAUGGAGAUGGAAGAGGAGGAUAUGAUGAAUAUUACGAUGAAUUACCGGAACAAACUGAAGACAGGAUAAGUGGAAGGGGAGGGGAUGGAGUUGUGAUAAGAAAUGGAAGAAUCAGAGGAAAUAUAGUAGGAAUAGGUGGUCAAGGAAGAUCAAGAGGUUAUUAUCGAAGGAAAAGAGAAACUCUAAAUCAACCUAGUUUAGACGAUGAGGGAGAAAAGACAAACAAAGUAAAAAGAGCAGUAAUACUAAGUAGAAAUGCAUACGGAGAAGUAGUAGCAAUGGAAGACACCGAUGAUCAAAGCUACAACCGAUAUGCAACGCAAGGAGGAAGAGGUGGAGAUGGAAUUGUAAUUCAAUCGGGUAGAGGAAAGACAGUAAUUGGUCCAGGAGAAGAAGGGUAUUAUGACGAAAGAGGGCAAGCGCGUGGUGGACAAGGAGGAACUGGGGUAAUAAGAGGCGGUCAAGGAAGUAUUGGAUGGAAUAAAAAUACAGGACAAAGGGGAGGUGGUGGACAAAAUUAUUAUGGAGAUAAACGUAAAGGUCAGGAUGGACUAGUAAUCGGACCAGGAGAGACAGUAAAUGGCUACGGAAUAGGAAUUGGACAACCAGGAGGCAAUGGACAACGUAAAGGUGGUAGAGGAGGGAAUGGUGUCGUAGUGGACCGAGGAUCAGUGAACGGAGGCCUAAUCGGACAAGGUGGCUAUGGAGGAUAUGGAAGAUACCCAAAUUCAAAUAACAACCGGAAGCAAGGUGGAGGAGGAUACGGACAAGGUACAGGAUAUUACGAUGGAUCACUGGAAGAAAAUGCUGACUGGAUAGGUGGAAGGGGAGGGGAUGGAAUUGUAAUAAGAGGUGGAAGAGUUAGAGGAAAUAUAGUAGGAAUAGGUGGACGAGGUGGAUCAGGAGGUUAUUAUCGAAGGAAAAGAGCAACCCAAAAUCCACCUAUUGUAGAAAAUUGCGGAGAAAAAAGAACCAGGCAAUUCUUUGUGGAUGGAAAGAAUGUGAAAAAGACAAUUUAUCCAUGGGCGACUGCUGUUUAUAAAAAAGUACUUGGCGAAUUUCAAUAUUUCUGCGGAGCAACUAUGUUAACCCAAAGAAUCUUUGUAACAGUCGCUCAUUGCGUGACCAGUUAUCCAGAUAACGAUGUAAUACCUGCGGAAAAAUUAAAAAUUGCAGUUGGAAAAUAUUACCAGGAUUACAAUAAUUCUAAAGAUACUCAAGCGCAAUUCUCAGACGUAAUGAAGGUUUUAGUUAAUCCAAAAUACAGAGGACUUAAUCUAAGAUACGCAGCGGAUAUCGCUUUUUUGAUAACAAAAGAUCAAUUAACAUUGUCCAAUGUUGUUCAACCGGUCUGCUACCAAAAUAUUCGCAAUAUUGAUCUAAAUGAUGAACUGGAGGGAGUGCUAACUGGUUGGGGAUUCCCAGACUCAACUUCAGUAUCACCUUCAAACGAGCUUCAAGGAAUCCCGUUACCCUUUCAAAAUGAAGCGAUCUGUCUCAAAGAAAUUCCAGAAGAUUUUGGACAUGAUUUCCUUGCCUACGAUAAAAUGUGCAUGGGAUAUUACAAUAAAAGUAUGAAGUUUUGUGGUGGAAUCAGUGGUAAUAGUUUAACGUUCCCGUACAAUGGAAAAUACUACAUACAUGGGAUAAUAUCUAUUGGUAAAAAAGAUAGUACCCAAGGAUUAUGUAAUAUACUAGCAAAGAGUACGCUGUAUACAAAAGUGUCUGCACACUAUGACUGGUUGGAGCGUGUAAUAUCUCAAUAUCAAUAAUUUUUUAUAUAAUUAGAAUUAAAUAAAAAUAAAAUAUUUUCUCGUUUUCUAAAAAAGUAUUUUAUCUUUUUAUACCUCAUUAACAACAAUAAUCUGAGAGGAUGCGUU